This is a messenger RNA of Babesia bigemina, 978 nucleotides long. RefSeq names its product cell differentiation family protein, putative. The record is from RefSeq and is a predicted model, not a curated record. Lineage: Eukaryota; Apicomplexa; Aconoidasida; Piroplasmida; Babesiidae. Gene Ontology annotation, biological process: mRNA catabolic process; negative regulation of translation. Gene Ontology annotation, cellular component: P-body; CCR4-NOT core complex; CCR4-NOT complex. The transcript is spliced from 6 exons. The coding region runs from base 1 to 978 and encodes 325 amino acids.
AUGCAGAAUUUCUCGUUUGACAUAGAUCAAGGCGACGGGCUGCCCUCCAACUUGCUUGGGGAGGGCCUGCCGCCGGGGAAUUCGAUGUCGCAGAAGCCGGGCGUGGCCACGGCGGCGCCUCCGGCGCAGGAGAAAGUGCCCGAGCACAUCCUCCACCAGCUCAUCCUCGAUUUGGCCAUACACGACAAGCGGGAAUACGCGCUCUCGGAGCUCUCCAAGCAGCGCGAACACUACCCCGACCUGCCGCUGCUGCUCUGGCACUCCUUCGGCACCGUGGCGACGCUGCUCUACGAGAUCGUCUCUGUCUACCACUACCUGUACCCGGUGAACCUCUCCAUGACAGACUCGACGAAGGCGUCGAACUCACUGACGUUGCUGCAAUGUAUCGCAUCGCACCCGGAAACGCGCCGUCUGUUCCUUUCGGCCCAUAUUCCGCUGUUUCUCUACCCCUUUCUGAACUCGACGUGCAAGAGCCGCCGUCUGGAGUACCUGAAGCUUACAUGCCUCGGCGUGAUCGGCGCCCUGGUGAAGAGCGAUGACGAGGAGGUCAUCUGCUUCUUGCUCGACACCGAGAUCAUCGCACUGUGCCUCCGCAUCAUGGAGACGGGCUCGGACAUUUCCAAGACGGUGGCCAUCUUCAUCGUGCAGAAGAUCAUGCUGGACGACCGUGGGCUCGCAUACGUCUGCGCCACCGCCGAGCGCUUCUACGCGGUGGCCGCGGUGCUAAACAGCAUGGUGAUGAGCCUGCUGGAGUCGCCGUCGCGCCGCAUCCUGAAGCACGUGGUGCGCUGCUACCUGCGGCUCUCGGAGAACCCGCGCGCGCGCGACAUGCUGCGCAAGUGCCUGCCCAAGCCGCUGCGCAAGAUCGACCCCGUCUUCUACCCCUGCCUCAAGGAGGAGCCGAUGCUCAAGAAGUGGCUGCUGCAGCUCAUAUGCGACACGGAGCCCGCGCAGGAGCCCUCGUCGCCGCAGCAGUGA